Molecule: messenger RNA, 2561 nt
Organism: Procambarus clarkii (red swamp crayfish)
Lineage: Eukaryota; Metazoa; Arthropoda; Malacostraca; Decapoda; Cambaridae
Source: RefSeq, a predicted model, not a curated record
UAGCAUUAUAUUGUCGUUUUAAUGUGGAACACGUACACAUAUGCGAAACAUCGAAAGCUGGUGUCCGAAGUGGUAAAAAUAUUAGUGUGCGAUGUUGUCAAUGUACGGAGUGUCUUGUAUCCGUUUACAUUGGUGUGUGUUGUUUACACUAGCGUGUAUUGUUUACAUUGGCGUGUGUUGCUUCUUUUAUGAAGGCCAAGUCAUGUAUAUCGCUUCAAUCAAUAAUUAUAUAUGUGUGUGCAAAGAAAAUUAUAAGUUAAUAGCAUAUUUUUAGUUGUAAAGUAGGCCAAGCAUAUCUCCCUAGUGACAGUACUGGGCCGUGUCACUCAUCCUGAGUGAAUAUACUGCCAUAGGAGCAUGUACAAUACUCCCCAAUAGGAAGAAAACCCGCUGGGUUGUUCAUCCUGUCACUUGUACCUGGACGCGCAGUUAAAACUUAUAAUAAUAAUAAUAAUAAUUUAUUUAGGAACAGUACAUACAUAAUUGCAGCAUUACGGUACAAACAUUCUGUUAGAUUUAAAGAUAGCAGUAGUUCAUACAAUACUUAAAGCCACUAGUACGCAUAGCGUUUCGGGCAAAUUAUCUGUUCUCAAGUUUAUAAAAAAAAGAUCAGCAUAGUGUAAGAAAAUGCCUCUUCUCCAUCAACCAAGAGGGCUGCUUUGGUCUUGCAUUAGCUCGACUAGUGAGAUGGUUAUAGCACAGACACUUUCUUCACCAGAUCAUGUGCAGGAGGUAAGCACACGCAUGUUGCUUCACAAGUACCUGGCUCCCAUGCUGAUGCAGGAUGUACUCGGUUGUGUCCUACGACGGCUUGCUAUUCACCAUUCAGCUCAAGCCUCGCCUACCGUCAUUUCUUGUCUUUUGCGCAUUCUUCUUCAUCCUCGAAUAACAGAUCUCCAGCUCUCAGAUCUAAGUUAUGUUGGCUCUGUAGAAUUAGAAACCUUGGAUAAAGUAGAGUUAACAUUGAUGAAACUGUUGCCUUCUAUGACACAGUUAACACAGUUAAACUUAUCUACUCAUCUGAACAAAAUCACACUUCCAUCAUGCUCCUCUGGGAUACUGGAAAUCUUGGGACGCUCAUGCCCUAACCUAACACUUCUGAACCUAAACAGUAACAACCGUGUAAGUGGAGAAGGAUUGCUUCAUCUGUAUCCAACAGACAAUCAACCUGGAUGUAUCAAGUUAGAAAAACUCUUUAUUCAGGACUGUAGUGUUGAUCCAGAAGAUGUAGCAAUGCUUAUUCAUUUUUUCCCAAAUUUGCAAAUAGUAGGGUACAAAGAACUUGGGACAUCAUUACAGAUACUGAAAUCACAGCCCAAAAAAUUUGGUCGUAGAAGACGACGCUGGCAGUAUUGCCUAAAGCUUACUCACGUUGAUAAUACUUCGUCAAGAGCACAAAAAUGUGAUGGUGAAAUAGUGGAUUUUGUAUGUGAAACAUGUCCAGAUAUAGAGAAUUUAAAAGUCCGUGUGUGUGAUGAAGAUGUAGAAGGACUUGGAAAUUUAGCCAAACUUAAGCACUUGGAGCUCCGCUUUUACACAGGAGUGCAUCAUCCCAUUGGCCGCUCUACAGAAAACUACUUUAAGACCCAUGGUUGUCAUUUGGCGUCUCUCACAAUAUACUGCAACCGUCUACAUUCUAACUAUGUGCAGAUUAUAGCUGAAAACUGCUACAACUUGACAAAACUGUUCUUGCAUGCAAAUGUAUCUGUUGUUGAUAGAUCACUCAAGAACAGCUGCAACAAGCUACAAAAGUUGGAGGUCUUGAGCUUACGAUUAGGACAUGACGAGCUUAUCAUGAGUCCCACAGCCUGUGACUUGGUAUUUUUCUUAUUGAGGGAAGCUCACUACCUUCAAGAGUUGUACUUAUUGGUGCGCUCCCAUGCUGUUCAUCAUGGUUUCAUAACCAAGCUUUUGGUUAUUAAUAAACUUUCACAUUUAAAGAUGUUAAUAGCAGAUGUUGCUCGGAGAACUUUAUCAGUUCCAAUGCUGGAGUUGACAAUAGAGACUGCUUUCCUACUUAUCGACACCUGCCCACAUUUGCAACUAUUGGGCAAUUUAAUUUGCUGGAAUGUAACACCUGAAGAGGUAGCAGAGUUACAGUCGGUGACAAAAAUGCGUAACUACAAUCUUACAGUUAUCUAUACACAGUCAAAUAAAUUGAAUGACAAAAUACGACAAUAAAUGUUUAACAGACAUACACCAGUAGAAUAUACAUAACAUUGUGUAGUACAAGACAGUACUAACAUUGUGGUUAGUGCUUUGUUUCAAUCUUUAAAUAGAAAAAAUGGAAAUACAUUGAGUAAUGUUCACCUUAGGCAGUUUGUGAUAAUUCUAUUUUUGUAUCAACAAGCUUAGGUAUACACAGCAAUGUGCUGCUACCCUAUUCUAUAUGAAAGAUUACAGAGUGUAGCUCAGAAACUAGCUAUAAGUUCAUCUAAUUUCCCCAUCUCAUUAGACGGGUUAGUCAUACAGGGAAUCAGGAGAGAACAUGAAAUACGAGGCUGAUCUAUCGGCCUGCAUUAGCAAAAUUUGGGUAGAGCACAAGAAUAUCUAAUAAUAUU